Phyllotreta striolata is the source of this 1002-nucleotide messenger RNA. Lineage: Eukaryota; Metazoa; Arthropoda; Insecta; Coleoptera; Chrysomelidae. The record is from the annotation of a GenBank genome assembly.
AUGGAGGAAAUCAUAGGGAAAAAAAGGGCGUUACAUGCGACUUAUACAAAAGUGAAGAGCAAGAGAAAGGUCAGAAAGCUCGGCGUCGAAGAACCCGUCAGGAAAACCUUGUACGAUGUGGUCGUGGAAAAUUUGAAAUUUUCCGGCAGAAAAACGUUCCUGCACAGAUUCAUCUACAUCGGAAGGCACAGCUUCAAAACCGAAGGCGAUGGCAUCGCCUGUUUCGAAAAAACCGUCAAUACCGACGGAAUAGAACCCAUUUCAGGAUUAUAUUUGCACUACAAUCAACAUUUUGUGCAUGUAGUCGAAACAGACGAAGGCAGCAUAUACAAGCAUUUAAAUCUUCUGUUCUCUUCCGAGGAUUUCGACAAAUUGAGCGAUUUAACAUUAUUAGGAGAUCUCUGUCACAUUAACAAUAGAUUAAUUUCGUAUUGGGCCACUUAUGUAGGUACACCGAAGUCACUGGUAAACCCACCGAAAAAAUCUGAAGUCGAAACGGCGAAAGACGCGGCGAUUCAAGCAUUUAAUUGCGUGAAUAAAAUAAAUCGAUUGGUAGAUAAAAUGUACGGUAGCUCCAGCGUGAGCCUCGGAAAAGAUGUCAGCAGCAUAUUGGAAGUCCAGGACGAUGAGGACUCGUCGGCAAAAGGCGAAACGUCGGCUUCCAUGUCUUCACAACUUGUCACAAAGUCUUCGAUUCUCGGCAACCUGCAUUCCCCGUUCAGGGAUUACCUGCCCGAAAGGGAGCUGCUGGAUUACUUGAUAGAUUCUCCGUACACCCAAAAUCUGAGCAGGUAUUUGGAAUUCGGGGGAUCGAUUACUCAAGUUGGCGAAUACAGCGACAAGGUUUGGCCUGUACCCGAAGAAAACAUACAAUACGACGUAUUUGAGAAAGAUUAUGAUAAAAUGUUUACCAUGACAUCUCAGAUGGGCGAGCAGAAGGAAGAAGAAAAAUCCGACGAUGAUGAUUUGGCCUCAGAAGAUUUGGAUAUUAACAAUAAAUAG